Molecule: messenger RNA, 2799 nt
Organism: Parascedosporium putredinis
Lineage: Eukaryota; Fungi; Ascomycota; Sordariomycetes; Microascales; Microascaceae
Source: the annotation of a GenBank genome assembly
AUGGACAACUUUCCAGUCCAGCAGCCCGACGAGGGUUACUCUGAAGAUCCUCUUAAUCCCACUUUGUCGGCACAUAAUAUGGCUAUUCCCGGACCGGGAAGUCCUGCAGAUAUGCCUGACUGGCUCGCAAGACAGCUCCCUGGCAUGCCACUUGCCAUCAAGAAGAAGAUUGCGCAGGCGGUUCUUGAUGCCUUGCCCACGUCAGCCAUUGCAGAAAUAGUGGAGGCUCUCAAUCCCCGACUUUAUAUCGAUUUUGUUCAUUAUUUGCCUCCCGAAGUAUGCCUUAAGAUCCUCGAGUUUCUCGAUCCCACGUCUCUCAUAAAUGUCGCGCGAUCCUGCCGAACAUGGCACGCGCUCGCUCUCGACAAGAAACUCUGGCGUCGGCUGUACCAUAUGGAAGGCUGGUCUGUUGUGCCCGCCGAGAUCCAAAAGUGGCAGGACAGAGUCAAUAAACGGGCCAUAGCUGAGCGCGCGGCCGCUAUGCUCGACGCGGACAGGACGCAGCGGCAGUAUGAAAACGCAUUCAUGAAUUCGAUUCUCAACGCCCCCUCGUGGUCAACUGCAUCGCUUCCAGGUUCGGUUGCGAUGACGUUUGACCGUGUUACACCUGAAUCUAGCGACGUAGAGAUGGGUAAUUCCGCAAGGGGUAAGUCUGCCGAGAUGCUCAGCGGAGACCAUGCAAGCCCGCAAGGCCCUAAGACGGCGUCAGAGGACGAUGCAAACACCGCCCGUUUUCUAGAGAAGCUUCCGCCUCAACACGUUAAUGGUCUAAUGCCAUCCACGCUCUGGAACUGGGAACCGCGAGACGACAAGUACGUCAUCAACUGGAAGUCUCUCUAUUCCAUGCGACGGCGUCUUGAAUCCAACUGGGAGCUCGGCCGCUACACAAACUUCCAGUUCCCGCAUCCCGACUAUCCCGAGGAAGGUCACAAGGAGUGUAUCUACAGCCUUCAAUACACGCCCGAAUACCUGGUGAGCGGGAGCCGAGAUCGAACGUUGCGCAUCUGGAACAUGCAGACCCACCGGUUAGUCCUGCCGCCUCUUGUUGCACACUCCGGCUCCGUGUUGUGUCUGCAAUUCGAUGCGGAUCCGGAAGAGGACCUCAUCGUGUCGGGCAGCAGCGACUCGGACGACAAAACGAUCAAGAUAUUCAACCGUCGAGCGCUUCGGUACGGCGAUGUUGGCUAUCCCCAGAAUGAGUUUGUCAAUCCCGUGCCGGUUAAGCUGAAGGGUUACGGAUACGAGCCUAACUUGGCCGACGAACUCCCGACCAUACCGGCAUAUACAUUGAUUGGGGCGCUACAGGGCCACAACGCUGCCGUGAACGCCGUUCAAAUAUGCGGCGACGAGGUCGUCUCUGCCAGCGGCGACAAAGCGAUCAAGGUCUGGGACUGGCCAAAGCAAAAGUGCAUCCGAACCAUCCUUGGCCAUCUCAAGGGCAUUGCCUGCGUCCAGUACGACGGCAGGCGCAUAGUCAGCGGGAGCAGCGACAAUGAAGUUAAAGUAUUUGAUAGCUCUACCGGACUAGAGGUAGCAAGCCUUCGUGCGCACACGCAUUUGGUGAGGACGGUGCAGGCCGGGUUCGGCGACCUCCCAAAUAGUGAAGAGGAGGACCGUGAAGCAGCAAGACUCAUCGAUGAAGAGUACUUCAAGGCGCUGGAAAACGGUACCGUGACGCAGUCUAUGCCCAUGCGCAGUCAUUCGAGGCGGCGCGGAAACGCGGGUAGUUCGCGACCAGAGCACAUCACGGCCUACGGUGCCAACCUCCCACCCGGCGGCGGUGGUGGGAGGUACGCUCGUAUCGUGUCGGGCUCGUACGACCAGAGCAUCAUCAUAUGGAGGCGGGACAAGGAGGGUGUCUGGAAAGAUGCUCAUCAUCUCCAUCAAGAGAAGGCGGCCGUCGCCGCCCAACGCCCGCCGGCGCCUUCGCUGGCUACCCCUCCCGUUACUCUUCACCCUUCGGUCCGCCCUCCAGCCCAGCAGAACGCCGGGCCCCCUCCACCCCCGCCCCCACCUACGGCCCAGCCGCCAAACAAUCAAGGCCCCACCAAUAUACCGCCCUUCAACUCCCAGGGAGUAGCGGAUUCUUAUCAGCCCAUGAUCAACGCCGCGGUUGCGGGUGGCCGCAACGAACUUGAGACGGCGCUCCUCGCAUACCCCGGCAUGCUCCUUCAUCAUAGCCAGAUACAAGGGGCGAUCGAUAGGGUGACGUCGCCAUAUGCGCGCAAUCAGCUUCGCCAAACACUUGCCAACGCCGUGGAACGGUCGCGAGAGCGUGCUAGGGCUAACGCGGCACACGCGCAGCAAGCUCAAGGCGCUCCUUCUUCCAACGCCGGACUUUCUGCCUCAGCGGCUGCGGCCGCGACCGCGACCGCGACCGCGACCGCGCCUAUGCCGAUACCUGGCCCCGCCGCCGCCCAUACAGCAGGCAGGCAGGCGACCGCCGCACAGGUCUCCAACUCGGCCGCGGCCGCGGCCGCUACUCAUGCGGCGGCACAUGCCGCGCCACACGGAAAUCACCCGGCGCCCCCGCAUGCCCCUCACCCAACGGCACACCAUGCCGCCACCGGCGCGGCGGCUGCUUUUGCAGCCCAUCACCACAUACCCGCGGCCGCACACCCGCCACAGCCGCACCACCAGCACAUGGCGGACGGGACGCCGGCGAGGGUAUUUAAACUCCAGUUUGACGCUCGAAGGAUCAUUUGUUGUAGCCAAACGAGUGUGAUUGUCGGGUGGGACUUUUGCAAUGGAGACGCAGAGCUGGAAGCGGUGUCGAGAUUCUUCGCGCCGAUCGAGUAG